GCCUCUGAGCAGCAGCAGCCGCAGCCGGGUGAGCUUCGCCUCGUCCUCACGUUGUGCCACUUCUUAUCUUACAAUUCUUACUGGUCUGUCAAUGUGAAAAAAAAUACUGUAGCCAAGUUUACAUUUCACUGCAGAUAUACUUGGAAAUAAUCUCGACCUUUUACAAGCGCGUGUUUCUCUUCUGCUCGGACGGAAUAAAGUCUCGACCGUCGCUGACAUUCUAACUAGGGAAAGUGUUCGUUGUGUGGCUGAAACAACUCCAAGACAGCGUUUAACUAGCCCUAUGAGAAUGGACUCACAGUGAAGUUAUUCUACAUCAUCUUCAAAUCACACCAACACUCAGCCCCUCCCCCUGACCAGUCCCUCCCUCUAUAGGACUAAGGGAGGCGUGGAUUGGAUGGACCUCCACCGUCCCUCUUUUAAGAUGGACAGCUCCUCCUACCUGCCCAGUCCCCUGGCCUCCCCAGCCCUGAUGGUGCUGGCCUCCACAGCUGAGGCUGGCCACGAUUCCUCCAUCCCCUGCCAGGCCCCACGGCCUUUCGGUGUCCCCAUCUCUGAGAAGGACCUCCACCUCCCCUUCCCCUCCGGCUCCUACACAUUUGCCUCCAUGUACCACCGCCAGGGGCCCGUCUCCAGCCAUGGCAACUUCCCCGCCAGAGACUUCCCUGCCUCCCUGCUCCACCUCCACCCCCAGUUCCACCCCCCCAAUCUGGACUGCUCAUCUCUAGAGAUGCUCAACCACAGCGGGGUGGGCGCCUUCAGACCCUUCUCCUCCCUGCCCGAGGAGAGGGAGGUCAGGGGUUAUCAGUCAGCCUUCACCCCUGCUAAGAGGCUCAAGGGCUGCUAUACCGAUUCGGAAAGGAAGCAGUAUGAGUUUGGAGGAGGGCGUAUUCUGUCUGGUUCGCCGUGGUCGCUCAAAGCCGCUGAGGAUUCUGGGAGGAAGUUGUUUGCGGUGUCUGGCCUGCUGUCAGACAGUGAGGCCUUGUCUAGUCCUGAGGACCGUAAGGAUGGCUGUAAGGGGAACAUCCUGUAUGACUCCCAGGCCCCAGUGUGUCCUGUGUGCCAUGCUGUGUUACGACCAGGUGAGCUACAGGAGCACAUGGAGCAGGAGAUGGGCAGACUGACACAGUUACAAAUCAGUAUUAAUUCAGUGCAGAGGGACAAUCCAUUAGGGGCUUCAAAGUCCCUCUCACUAUCUCUGCACAUUAAACGUGAGGGGGGAUCUCCCGCCUCUCCCCCCUGCCCACCUGAAGACCCCCACUCAGACAGAUACCAGACGUUUCUUCGUGUGAGGACCAACAGACAUACAAGACUGAAUGUCGAUUACCUCCGCUGGUGCAUGUGCUACGCCAAACCCACCCCAUUUCAUCUCCACAACGAAACUCCCCUAACCCCAGACAGCACACAAACUGUCAGGAUCGGCAAGCUGAAGAGGAGGAAAGCUGACGAAGUUCAGGACAUUUUGGUCGACCUGGGAGGAGAGGGGGAGCAGUGGAGGGAGCGGAGGAGGUUACAGAUGACCUCCAUGCUGGGGGGGUUUAAAGGGUCGGUAUUUGUGAGCAGCAGCACAUCUAAUGAGGGCCGUGGUGACAGUGAUGCUGACCUGGACGUUGAUGGAGACGACACCGUGGACUACGGAAGAGCACAAUAUACAGAGGCAGACAUCAUCCCCUGUUCACAACGGGAGCCCAGGGAGGUGGAGGAGAGGAAAGCACCGAGGGGGGCUGUUUUAAAUGUUGGAACUCUGGACCAUUCAAAAUGGACAAAUGAGGGAUGUCCAUCCACCAGCAACGGAGAGCGCAACAAACUGGACAACAGCAUUACCUCCGUACACAGGACCUGUAAAAACUGUGACAUAGAGAUGGUCUCUGAGGAUUCGGCACUCACGACGCUCGAUGCACUAAAAACCCGGAUACGAGACCUAGAGAAGCAGAUGUCCAGAGGAGACAGAUACAAAUGUCUCAUCUGUAUGGACACAUAUUCUACACCCCUCACCUCCAUCCAGUGCUGGCACGUCCACUGUGAGGAGUGCUGGCUCCGCACACUGGGGGCUAAGAAGCUUUGUCCACAGUGUAACACCAUAACUUCACCUGGGGACCUGAGACGGGUGUAUCUGUAGCCCGGCGGGGCCGGGGAAGCACAGACCUUUGAGGGGGACAUAAAGGGCAGCUGGCCUGUCAGAGAUCACCUUGUCUUUGCACCUUAACCCCCACCCACCCACCCACCC
Oncorhynchus tshawytscha (Chinook salmon) is the source of this 2227-nucleotide messenger RNA. RefSeq names its product E3 ubiquitin-protein ligase RNF220-like. The record is from RefSeq and is a predicted model, not a curated record. NCBI's taxonomy places the organism in Eukaryota, Metazoa, Chordata, Actinopteri, Salmoniformes, Salmonidae. Gene Ontology annotation, biological process: protein ubiquitination. The coding region runs from base 398 to 2119 and encodes 573 amino acids. Gene Ontology annotation, molecular function: ubiquitin protein ligase activity; metal ion binding. The transcript has 16 exons.